AUGGCCCAACUUCAAAACCAAAAGGCUGGUCGCCUGCUGAUACGGAAAUUAAUUGCAGAAAAGUUGUGCAUACCUUGGAAUGAAAUACACUUGCAAAGGACAUCAAAAGGAAAACCUUUCCUGGCAAAUAGCGUAUUCAGUAUCUAUUCGAAUUACAACUUCAAUGUCUCUCAUCAAGGAGAUUAUGCAGUUCUUGCAGCUGAGCCUGAGCUUCAAGUUGGCGUUGACAUUAUGAAGACUGACUUACCAGGCAGUAGCUCAAUUCCAAAUUUCUUUCGUAUCAUGAAGCGACAGUUUACUGAAACAGAGUGGGGUGUAAUCAAGUCUAUGAGUAAUGAAUGGAUGCAGCUGGAUAUGUUUCAUCGGCACUGGGCCUUAAAGGAAAGCUUCUUAAAGGCUGUGGGAGUUGGAAUUGGCUUCAACUUGCAAAGAAUUGAAUUUAAUGUGUCCCCAUUGCAACUGGAAAUAGGGAAGGUGUAUAAGGAGACAACAAUGCUUCUGGAUGGAGAUAAAGAAGAAGAGUGGAUGUUUGAGGAAACACGGUUAGAUGGCCAUCAUCAUGUUGCAGUGGCUCUCGGGAAACAGGAGGGAUUUGGACAGAAGCAUUCUGAUGAAAGGUCUGGGAAGGAGAAAUAGUUUCAGAGGACAGCAACAGCUAAUGUCAAAUCUGGAAUGUAUGUGCUACAGCAUUCAGUGUGUUCAUUCAAGAGGAGAUUAAGUGAUUUUUUGUCACAGCCUGCUAGAACUCAUGUGGGAAAGAUGGUUUUCACAGAGGGAAAUGGAGGCAGUGAACCAAUCUGGACUGCUAAACUAGUACGGCACCUCAGCAAGUUGAUUUUAAUGGGGGACUGUCAGUGCAUGUAUCCAAGAGCAGAUCCAUCUCUCAAACACCGUUAUGACAAGAUAACCCUUGAGGCAAGAAACAACAACCAACAGAUGGGAAGAACAGCAGUGUUAGUCUUCAUUCCAUGUGGUCUCUUUAUUGAGAGAAGCAACAAAGCUAUUUAAAAGCUUUUCAGGAUUUUCUGUGUAAUUUAGCAAAGACCUGGGUCAUGAAAAUAGUAAUAGAAGUCAUAUCUGAGACAGACUGGCAAAUUGUAGCCAAAAUAGCCAGACAGUCAGCAAAGGAAAGUGUGACGUAUUGCCAGGUUUGUCUGUGGUGUUUUAGCUGCUAACAAGAAAAUUGGGUAGUUGUUUCCUGUUACAUACAAAGGUUCUGCCAAGAACUAGAAAAAAAAAAUAGUAUAUGAAUGGAUAAAAGGAUGAAAGUGGUCAUGCACACAUCUAUCAUGGCCAUAAAAUCUGACUUUGUGAUCAUGGACAACAGAGGCAGACCUUUUAACUAGUAUUGGUUAGAUUAAUAGAAGACAUAUAAACUACCUCUGAGGAUUUACUGUGGUAAAUCAGUGCUCAAAUAUUGUUUAAGAAAAUAUGCGCGUUCUGUUUGACAGGACAUACUUAAGUUCCCAGUGGGGCUGCGUAUCAUCCUUCCUACAGGAAUACUGAUAAAUGUCAGUCUGAGGUGAAAAGAAGGUGGCCAUUAUUUCUAAUAGACAAUUACCUAAGUAUUCUACAAAAA
Egretta garzetta (little egret) is the source of this 1579-nucleotide messenger RNA. RefSeq names its product aminoadipate-semialdehyde dehydrogenase-phosphopantetheinyl transferase (gene AASDHPPT). The transcript is spliced from 6 exons. NCBI's taxonomy places the organism in Eukaryota, Metazoa, Chordata, Aves, Pelecaniformes, Ardeidae. Gene Ontology annotation, cellular component: cytosol. Gene Ontology annotation, molecular function: magnesium ion binding; holo-[acyl-carrier-protein] synthase activity. The record is from RefSeq and is a predicted model, not a curated record. Bases 1 to 636 code for a protein of 211 amino acids.